AUGAAGGAAUCGAGCGAGAAACUUCCAGAGUUGAAACAACUCUUCCUCGAAGAAGAGGGAGAGGAAAGAAGACGGUCGAGAACGUUCGGCCGAGCGGAUUUCAACGACCGCGCGCGGUUUCCAGACCACGCGAAAUAUAUCCAUCCGUACCACGUCAGAGUUACCGAAAUACGAGAGGACGUGUACGAGGUGGAAGUGUUGAAAGAGAAACUUUGCGUGUGGGUGUUUUCCCCACUCGAAGAGAGGGAAAAGGAAGACUUUGAAGACAUCCAAGGCGUUUGGCAGAAAAUCGAACGUGAAGAAAGGGCGGUGGUCGUGGACCACAACUGUACACGCAACGGGAUCGUGUUUUCGUUUUUCGCCCCGAGAUAUUGCCCAGACGACGCGAAGGUGUUUCGGAACAGGUUUAAGUUGGGCGAAUGUAUCGGCGCGUGGAGAGUGAGCAGCAGUCGUUCGUCUCAAAGAAAAGAAGGACGACGAGGACAAAAACAGACGUGCUUGGUGCUCACGGGCACGUCCGGGAGUGGGAAAUCGACUAUUGCGAAAGGAUUGACCGAGAAGAAGUGGACCGUGGUGAAUCAAGACACGAUCGGGUCGUACUGCGAGCGAGAGUGUUUUCGAAAGAAAGCGGACCAGUGCGUGAUGAAAGCGAAGCACGGGCUCAUGCUCGGUCGACACGUGGUUAUCGAUCGAACGAAUAUGAGUGCAGAGCAAAGGAAGAAGUUUGUGGACGCGGUGGAAUACGUCCGGGUGAAUAAUAAUAGUGAAAGUGAUGUUGAUAUUCAAAUCGUUUCUUUGUAUUUGGAUUUAGACGUCUCGGUGACGACUUCGAGAGUCGCGCGGAGAAAAAACCACGAAGGAAGAGUCGAAGGCCGAGAAGGCGUGGAGAUUGUGCACAAGCAAUUAUACAGUCGAGACAGCUCGACGCCGCACAAAUCAGAAGGUUUUGAUGUGUGUUUUCGAUGCAAAACGCCGGCGGAAGUUGAAGUGGCAGUCGGUAAGAUUAAAGCGAUGACUGGUCACGAUUUGCCGCCGUUCCCGACGAAAUGGGACGGGACGCAAAAGCCGCCGGCGAACGCGUUUCUUGAAGACGACGACGACGUCACACGCAAGAAAACAAAACACGCGGGAUUCUUUCUGGACGGAUUACUCCAGAAACAACGCGACCCUCAACGAUUUUGUUCGAAAGAGGAACUUUUGACGAUAAACGACGCCUGUUUCGCAAUCAAAGACAAAUUUCCGAAAGCGAAGUUUCACGCGUUGGUGUUGCCGAGAAGUCCAAAGUUCAAACACCCGUUUGAUUUAUUCAAAGAAGAAGGCGGAGAAUUUGGUGGGAGUAACAACGACGAGCGAAAGUUCGUUUGGGAUCGAAUGCUACGCGUCGCGCUCGAUAUCGUCAAAGAUCAACUGCAAAAUCUUCCACCGGGAACGAAAUUCCGCGUCGGAUUCCACCUGAAACCGAGCAUGGAACCCGCGCACCUACACGUCAUCAGUCAAGAUUUCGUUUCGGAAAAGUUAACGACCAAACAGCAUUGGCACACUUUUACGAACGACGACUUUUUUAUCGAUUUCUUCAAAGCGAUGACGAUGACCAGACGAUGGGACGAUUCCAGGUCUGAACAGAUUGUGAAAUCGAACGACUUGCGAUGCCACAAGUGUAAUUCGUCGUGCGCGAAUAUGCCGCAGUUGAAGCGCCACAUCUUUGAGUGUGUCGCGCCUCAAAAAACGGGAUACACUCACGACGAACUGGUCAGACUGUCGCUGCAACAUCAUCAACAACAACAACAAAUACAACAACCAACGGGUCACGCGUUGCUUUCGUUGAUGUUCGGAGGCGGGGAACAACAACAACCGCGAGGCAACGACAACAAAGACGACAUGGAUAUUUGA
Messenger RNA from Bathycoccus prasinos, 1890 nucleotides. RefSeq names its product aprataxin. The transcript has a single exon. NCBI's taxonomy places the organism in Eukaryota, Viridiplantae, Chlorophyta, Mamiellophyceae, Mamiellales, Bathycoccaceae. The coding region runs from base 1 to 1890 and encodes 629 amino acids. Gene Ontology annotation, biological process: double-strand break repair; single strand break repair. Gene Ontology annotation, cellular component: nucleus. Gene Ontology annotation, molecular function: DNA 5'-adenosine monophosphate hydrolase activity; mismatched DNA binding; single-stranded DNA binding. The record is from RefSeq and is a predicted model, not a curated record.